This is a messenger RNA of Protopolystoma xenopodis, 804 nucleotides long. Lineage: Eukaryota; Metazoa; Platyhelminthes; Monogenea; Polystomatidea; Polystomatidae. The record is from the annotation of a GenBank genome assembly.
AUGCAACUCAUAGGUUGCAGCAUACCUACAUCUGAGGAACGAGUCUUACCAUCUUCGUCCAUGCUACAAGUGAAGCCACUUCUAUCUAGUUCCUCCGCUGUUGUCAUUUCAGCCAGUGCUAAUAACCGACGUUUUCUUUCUGCACGGAUGUUCCGGCGGUUUACGCGAUCUACUGAAUCUAAGACCUCUGCAGAUUCACCGUCAUUACUUGAUAACCAGACCAAGCAUCGACACCAGCGGCAUUGUCGGUUAAAACCCCAGCACCAACAAAGACAUCGUAAUAAGGAUGGGAAGUCAAGCUCGAGUCUAUUAGGUGUGACUGGUGACCGAAUCGGCUGUCAGGACUCAUUUGUUUCCCUAUCGUCCUCUACCGUAUCUUCAGUUUCUUCUACAGUCUCAGAUAAUUCUUCCGACGUUUCUGACUCAGAGGCAUCGACCUCUUCUACCGAUACUUCUACUACCACCCCCACAUCCUCCUCAACUUCCUCAGCCUCUCAUAAGGCUCACGAUAUUUCUAAAAAAAUCCCCCCUGAUCAGAUAAUAGACAAGUCAAAGAACGUUGCAAAACAAUCUAAAACUGGCAUAAUUUAUGCUGGUCCGUCUACCAUGGUAGCAAAGCUGAGACGUAAGCGUCAACAACGGGCAGACACGGGCGUACCCAGUUUGCACGGGCGUGCUGACGCCUCUUCUGCAGGCAGCAUUACCGGAGCUGGGCCCAGUGGGUUUUUGGUCGGACAAAACGAAUCUGGCCCGCCAAUUCGUCAGAAUGUAUCGGAGAAGUUUGCUCAGGUCAUUUGCAAGUGA